UACUCUCCCCUCUCUACCCUAAAACACAUUCACCCACUUCCUCUGCAUAAACCUCUCUCUCUCUUUUCCUCUCUUCUCUCUUCUCUCUCUCUCCACUGAAAAUCGCAGCUCUGGAGACAUAACUUCCUCAGAAACCUCCCUACUUGAUGACUUUUGCUUCUUGAGUUUUCACUUUAUUGUCCGAACGCUCUGAAACUUUUGAGCCCCCAUUAACGAUAAAGAGACUACUAAAAACACACAAAAAACAAAACAAAAAAUCAAACCCAUGGAAGAUAAUCUCGCUUGUGGAGAAACCAGCGAUUCAUGGAUCAUUGACAACGACGAUGAAAUCAACUGUGGCGGCGGAUUUAUGAGCGAUAACCAUGAACUUUUUAGUAAAGACGAUAACUUUGACGGCAACGGAUCAAUUCCGAUGAUGGGUGGUUCCCCAUCGUCGUCGAGAGAAGACAGAAUCAAAGAGAUGUUGGAGAGAGAGAUUGAGUUUUUGCCCGGAACUGGCUAUCUCAAGAGAUUGCGUUCUGUGGAUUCGGAGUUGCGUGUUAGAAACCAAGCUCUGGAUUGGAUUUUGAAGGUUUGUGCUCAUUACAAUUUUGGACCUUUAUGCAUAUAUCUAUCCAUGAACUACUUGGAUCGGUUCUUAUCAUCCUAUGAAUUGCCAAAAGACAAGGCUUGGGCUGUGCAGUUGCUAGCUGUCUCUUGCUUAUCAUUAGCAGCUAAAAUGGAAGAAUCAGAUGUGCCUCAAACUCUUGAUUUACAGGUGGGAGAUCCCAGCUUUGUUUUCGAGGCCAAAACAAUAAAAAGGAUGGAACUUUUGGUACUCAACACAUUGAAAUGGAGAUUGCAAGCUCUAACUCCAUUCUCCUUCAUUGAUUAUUUCAUUUACAAGAUCAGCGGUCACGUAUCAGAGAAGACGAUCUAUAGAUCGUCACAAUUCAUCUUGAACACCACUAAAGCAAUUGAAUUCUUAGACUUCAGGCCUUCUGAGAUAGCUGCAGCAGCGGCAGUGUCUGUUUCCAUUUCAGGAGAAAUAAAGUGCAUUGAUGACGAAAAGGCCAUGUCUAAUCUCACAUAUGUUAAGCAGGAGAGAGUGGAGAGAUGUUUGAAUCUGAUGAGAAAUCUCACUGAGGAGAGUGUGCCGGGAACUAGAUUAUCACCGGAGCAGCCGCGAUUAGUGGCAAGAGUGGUACCGGAGAGUCCUGUUGGAGUGUUGGAAGCAACAUGUUUGAGCUAUAAGAGUGAGGAGAGAACAGUUGAGUCAUGUACAAAUUCCUCACAGAGUAGUCCAGACAACAACAACAACACUAGCAACAAGAGGAGGAGAAAACAAUGAGAGAGAGAGAAAAAAAAGAGUCAUCAUACGUUGCUUUUUCAACUUCAAUCCAUAAGGGUCAUGAACAUUUGAGGUUCUUUUUUUUAAGUUUUGGUUUAUUCCUUGUUUUACAUAAAUAUUCUUUUUUCUUUCUUUGAUUUCUCAUCUUCAAUCAGAAAAUUGGAUUGAAAAUGAGAGUUUUGUGAGAGAGAAAAAAGAAAAAAAAAAACAAAUAAAGAGGGGUCUUUUGAAGGCGGCAAAA
Messenger RNA from Eutrema salsugineum, 1571 nucleotides. RefSeq names its product cyclin-D2-1. Gene Ontology annotation, biological process: mitotic cell cycle phase transition; regulation of cyclin-dependent protein serine/threonine kinase activity. The transcript is spliced from 6 exons. Lineage: Eukaryota; Viridiplantae; Streptophyta; Magnoliopsida; Brassicales; Brassicaceae. Gene Ontology annotation, cellular component: cytoplasm; nucleus; cyclin-dependent protein kinase holoenzyme complex. The record is from RefSeq and is a predicted model, not a curated record. Gene Ontology annotation, molecular function: cyclin-dependent protein serine/threonine kinase regulator activity. Bases 266 to 1330 code for a protein of 354 amino acids.